UUAUUCUUUCAGGAAGAUGCCCUGUGGAUUUCAUUUACAACGGGUAUCUUCCUAGCAACAAUGAUUUGGGUGUCACAUAUGAUGUUAAUUAUACGCAGUGUUUCUACAAAUGUGAAGCAGAAUCAACCUGUCAAUCGUUUGACUACAACUUUCAUUUGAAAGGUUGCUACAUGUCAUCGAGUAAUCAUACUAAAGCCGUUUUGCGUUGCAUCAAAACUGACAUUUACACUGAAAUAAACGGAAAACUUUGGAAUAACCUCAACCAGUCCCUUACACUGGAGAAGAUUGACUCUGUUGGAUGUGAUAUAAGAAUUUUCGACUCUUAUUAUUUCGUUGACAAAAAAGAAAUUAAUGGCCAGACAGCUUAUUCAACUUUUUCCUUCAAACAAAAUCCACAUCACAACCUUGUAACCGAGGCCCAAAUGGAUGCUCACUCGGUUCUGGAUUGUUCACGUUUAUGUAUGAUAUCUUCUACAUGUAUCGCCUUUUCAAAUACUAACACUAAGUGCCUACUAAAGAAACUGAUCUGAACUUUAAUGGAAUUCACCUGAAAAUUAUUUACUUUUCAAUGAAAUGUGAGCAAGAUCUCAACGGAUCAUGUUCGCAUAUAAUAAUUAUAUGAAAUAGAAUGUGUGUUUCUUUGUGAAUAAAAUCAAUUUAAUUCA
Molecule: messenger RNA, 665 nt
Organism: Octopus bimaculoides (California two-spot octopus)
Lineage: Eukaryota; Metazoa; Mollusca; Cephalopoda; Octopoda; Octopodidae
Source: RefSeq, a predicted model, not a curated record